Messenger RNA from Phialemonium atrogriseum, 1150 nucleotides. Its product is annotated as Intradiol ring-cleavage dioxygenase. The record is from RefSeq and is a predicted model, not a curated record. Gene Ontology annotation, biological process: catechol-containing compound metabolic process. The coding region runs from base 114 to 1118 and encodes 334 amino acids. NCBI's taxonomy places the organism in Eukaryota, Fungi, Ascomycota, Sordariomycetes, Cephalothecales, Cephalothecaceae. The transcript has 3 exons. Gene Ontology annotation, molecular function: ferric iron binding; catechol 1,2-dioxygenase activity.
CACCUACUUAAUUGACUCUGAGCUACCCCACUACAACCUCAUAAAGCCACCCAACUCGGAGCCCCCCCCAAAAAAAGGAUCAACGAAAGGGAAGAGCAAGCAAGCAGACAGCCAUGGCAUCCUCCAACCCCGCGGCGGCGACGGCCGAGCCGGAGCUCCUGGACCUGACCAUCGACAACAUCACGCCCAACACGAUCCGCAUCAACUCGCAGAGCGACAACGCCCGGCUCAAGUACGUCAUGUCGCGCCUGGUCUCGCACCUGCACGACUUUGCGCGCGAGACCCGCCUUAGUACCGACGAGUGGAUGGCCGGCCUGAUGUUCCUCAUCGGCUGCGGCAAGAUCUGCAGCGACGUGCGGAAUGAGUUCAUCCUCCUCUCCGACGUCCUGGGUCUCUCACUGCUGGUAGAUAGCAUCAACCACCCGAAGCCGCCGGAGGGCACCGAGGGCUCGGUGCUGGGACCCUUCCACACGCACGACGCGCCGACCAUCGCCAACGGCGCGUCCAUGUCCACGGACCCGAAUGGCGAGCCCAUGCUCGCCAUAUGCACCGUCAAGGACAUCCAGGGCAGGCCCGUGGCGGGUGUCAAGGUCGACAUCUGGGAGACGGACAGCUCCGGCCACUACGACGUGCAGCACGCCGACCGCGAGGGGCCGAGCGAGCGGUGCGUCAUGGUCACGGACGAGGAGGGCGGCUUCCACUUCCAGGGCAUCAAGCCCGUCAGCUACCCGAUCCCGCACGACGGGCCCGUGGGGAAGCUGCUGCAGAUGCUGAACAGGCAUUGCUGGCGGCCAGCCCAUGUGCAUUUCAUCUUCGAGAAGGAGGGUUGGGAUCACUUGAUCACGGCCCUCUAUCUCCGUGGCGACCCGUAUGAGAAGUCGGAUGCCGUGUUCGGCGUGAAGUCGACCCUGGUGAUUGACCUGGACAAGGUUGACGCGGCGACAGCGAAGAAGUAUGGCGUCAAAGAAGGUAUCUGGUUGUUGAAGCAGGAGUUCGUGCUCACGACGCAGGAGGCGACCGAGAAGCUGAGGGACCAACUCGCCAUCGAAGCAUUGAAGAAGCUCGGCCUAGACAACCUGAAGUUGGUGGAUCACCUGCCAGUGCCGGAGGUGGACUAGGGGUUGCGGUCGCGGUCGCGGUAGCGUUGUAA